AUCUAGUCUCGAAGUCUAGUCCAGUCAAGUUUAGGGUCUUACCAUGCACUCUGCUGCAGCGAAACGCAAAGACCGUGGAAGUAGCAUGAACAACCCCACUCUCCCUCUCGAAUUGGUCGCAGAAAUUCUUCUGCGCACACCGGUCAGAUCCGUUCUGCGUUUCCGAUCUGUCUGUAAGUCAUGGCUUUCCCUCAUUUCCGAUCCCCAUUUCCGCGUUUCCCAUUACGACCUAGCCGCCGCACCCACCCACCGUCUCCUCCUCCGCGCAGACGAUUUCUACGCCCAAUCCCUUCCCAUCGAAUCGCCGCUCGAAACAUAUCACCACCACGCCGCGUAUUUCCCUCUCCCCCUUCCGUCGCCACCGUCCAAAUCCGCUCCCAACGUUCAGGACGAUUUCCACAACCAACCCGAGAUUCUGGGUUCGUGCAGAGGCCUCGUACUCUUAUACUAUCCCUGCAGGGAAGACCUAAUUGUAUGGAACCCAUCCACCGGUGUCUACAAACGAUUUCCCAAUUCGAACAUUGAAUAUGGCUUGCCCUACCAUCCUUAUCCCUAUGGCUUUGGCUACGACCCUUCAAAAGAUGAUUACUUGCUCGUUCUCGCUGAGUUUCCCGAGUGUGGUCCUGUUGAGACCAGAAUCUGCAUUUUCUCCUUCAAAACCGAGUCUUGGAAAACCCAGACUAUUUCUAAUGUUUCGUAUGAGGAUCUUGAUGAUAGGUUCAACCAUGGGGAUAAGUUCAAGGCUGGACUGCUCUUCAAUGGGGCUCUCCAUUGGUUGGUUUUCUCCAGGGAUAGAAUGGUUCCCAUGAUUAUUGCCUUUGAUUUGGUGCAAAGGAGUUUGUCCGAGAUUCCUUUGAUAGAUCAUAUGACUUCGGAAGAUUUAGAAUAUGAGACCUACAGUUUAUGGGUAAUGAGAGGAUGUCUCAGCUUGUGCUGCUCGGUCCGAGGCUAUCAAUUGGCUGAGGUGUGGGUCAUGAAAGAGUAUAAAGUGAAGUCAUCUUGGACUAUGCUUUGUGUUAAUCCACCUUAUGACUUCUUUCCAAUAUGCAGCACUAAAGAUGGUGGGUUUUUUGGAUCAAGUAGUGCUGAAGGUGAAAGAUUGGAGAAACUUGACCACAAAGGGGACAUUGUUGAUUAUCACGACUAUGGUGGAGGUGGAGGGUCGUACUGUGAUAAUCUGCAGUCUGCUGUGUAUAGAGAGAGUCUACUUUCACUCCCCAGUGUCGUUCGGGAAACGAGGGAAAUUGAUAAUGUGGAAACUAGUGAAGAUGACCAUGAGGAGACAAGUGAAGAUGAUUAUGGGGAAACAAGUGAGGAUGACCAACAGUAGCAGACAAGAAAAAUCAGGCCCACCAAAUAUCCAAGAAUAUGUGAAGCUACCCUGAUGUCACUUUCCUACAGAUGGUGACACUGUUAGCAGAAAGCAUAGUACUCAGAGGAGGAUGGCAUAUAUAUGAUAUUAACUUAUCUGGUGUUAGUGCAGAACUAGUAUCAAUUUUAAUGAUGAUUUCAGUAAAGUAGGAUUAUCAACAUACUGUAAUUUAACGAUGUUGCAGACUAGGAGUUGGCAAACAUGCUAUUUAGUUCCUUUAUCUUUUUCCCUCCAGUUUGUUGUCUCUCUUGCACUCUUUUACCAAAUUUUCAGAUUCAUACCAUGCUAGAUUAUCCCAGUAUUUAUGUGUUUUCUUUUUUUGGCAAAAAGCUACUGUUUUAUAUAAGUUAAUGUGAUGUGCUCAAUUUUGGUAGUGGCAGUGAUGUCGUUGAUCUUAAACGCGUGGAAGCUAAUAGAAGGGGUAAGAUUAAAGUGUCGUAAUUAAUAAAGUUGUGAUUAAAGGGUUGUAAUUAAUUAAGUUCUGAUAUGAUCGAUCUUGCAUGCAGUUGGUUUAACUUGUUCACAUCCUUAUCUAGUGUUGAUAUGAUUUUGGUCAUACCUUAAUGAUAUCCCUAAAGAUACUUUGAUUGCCUGUAAAAUAUAGCUUAUGUAGAAAUUGCUAGUAUUUCCAUUCA
This is a messenger RNA of Cajanus cajan (pigeon pea), 2007 nucleotides long. Its product is annotated as F-box/kelch-repeat protein At3g23880. NCBI's taxonomy places the organism in Eukaryota, Viridiplantae, Streptophyta, Magnoliopsida, Fabales, Fabaceae. Gene Ontology annotation, molecular function: protein binding. The record is from RefSeq and is a predicted model, not a curated record.